Molecule: messenger RNA, 225 nt
Organism: Diatraea saccharalis (sugarcane borer)
Lineage: Eukaryota; Metazoa; Arthropoda; Insecta; Lepidoptera; Crambidae
Source: the annotation of a GenBank genome assembly
AUGAAUAAAUUGCUGGUUAUAAUUGUCUUGCUGUGUGUCGGUUACUGCGUGGCUAUAGAUCCCGUGUGCUUACUACCAACUGAUACUGGCCCAUGCAGAGCAUUAAAAACGAGAUAUGCGUACAAACAAGUUCAAGGCGAAUGCGUGACAUUCACAUAUGGAGGCUGCCAAGGAAACGCUAAUAACUUUGAAUCUCUUGACCAGUGCCGAAAAACAUGCUUGUAG